AUGGCUCGGCAUCCGGAAAAUGACAACUGUUACGAUUCUCUGAACGUUUACUACAAAAUUCUUUCAUCAUCGUCGUCGUCACCAUUCAUCAUCAUCCAAGACACUGGCGAUGUUUGUCUAGCGGCCUCGAACCAACUGCAACUCUUGCCAUAUUAUGAAAUUUAUGUAACCGCCUACAACAAAUAUAAUUUGAGUAACUCUGCUAUUGUUAGAAUACUUUUUAACAACAACAACAACAUCAACAACAACAUCAACAAUAACAACAACAAUAACAACAACAAUGUAUUCUACUAUUCGUCGUCAACUUACACGGUCAACUUGUUUUUCAACGCAACACUAUCUACUGUAAUUGGUUAUGUUGCCCUUUUGUAUGCUUACAACAACAACAACAUCAACUUUGAUUCUCCUCUACAACCCAAAAAAAUCUCUCAUCAUAUUAUUGACGGCAACAUAAGAAGAGCUAUUUCCUUACGGAGAGCCCUUCCGUUCAUUCAACUGACCACCACAAGCCAAGAAUCAUCGUCGUCAUCAUCAUCAUCAUCACCGUCAUCGUCAACUUUGUACUUCAACAAAACAGAAUUCAGCCUUCAAAUAAGUGCCUAUAGCGAGGAGUUAGAGUCAUUUUGCAGUUGGCCUGUCUUCUAUCGCAUAAAAUUACUGCACCCCAAUAGUAUAAACGAUGAUACAAUUUAUAACUACGACAACACUCCACCCAUCCCUGUUUUUAAAAAUCAGCUGAUCCAAUUCCAAAUCGACCAAAACGCCAGACGGGGAAGUCUUGUUGGCAAGGUCGAGGCCGUUGCUGAUGGAAUUCCAAGGAGUGAUUUACGGUACAUCAUAUCAUCCGGCCAAUCAUCAUUGACGUCACAAUAUUUCCAACUUCUUGAUUGGUCAGGAGAACUAUUCGUCAACCAAUCGCUGACAACUUUUCCCUUUCUAAGCACUUCGCAUUUAAUUAACAUUGAAGUUCAAGGUCAAAACACCUUGAUUGGUUACGCUCAAGUUAACGUCACCAUAACAAACCGAAACAUAGAUAAUAUUUAUUUUAAUAAUUUUCCUGUUUUCGGUUUUCCAUACAAACGCAUUGACGUCAUACUUACCAAAGAUACAAAAGACGAAUCCUUAAUAUACAAACCCGAAGCAAAAUGGUGGUCUAUGAAAAGUUUUAACGGAAGUGAAUUUUUUAAUUUAAAUUUUUCAGUCACCGGAAAUGCUUCAAACUUUCUGAACUUGGACGUAUUUUGUGGAUCUUUGGUAACAAACAAUAAUAUUUUACAGUUUGUCAACAGAGGAAUGUAUUUGGUCAAUCUAACAGCCACGUUAACAACAUCUCUUCCGUAUACUUCAGCAUCAUCGUCGACAUCAUCCUCAUCAUCAUCAACAUCAAUCUAUAUUCAUCUCCUCAAACCUCCCCUUACUCCAUUAAACUUUCAAAAAGCAAUCUACGAGUUCUCCAUAAAGCUCUCUGGUGAUAAAUUGAUAACCAUGCAAACAUCAAAACCACUAUCCACUGAUCAGCUGAUCCAGGUGGGACAGCUGGGAGUGCGUGGGAACAGCAGCAUCCCAAAUGACAACAUCAUUUUCUUCUCUCUUGCAAACGGAUACGAAAGAUUUGCGCGAGUAUUUUUUGUGGAAAAUUCUACCGGCAACCUUUAUUUGAAUCAAUCAUCUAAGGAUUUCUCCAAUUUUCAAACAUUCCUUUUCCGGUUUCGAGUCGUCGCUCGCUACGUAGAACCAGUUCCGGUUAAUUGGACUGAAGCGGAAGUUGUUGUUAGAGUCGUUGAUGUCUCGCCUGUGACGAGUCGUAAUUUUUAUUUCGGUUCCCGGGAACUUAAUUUUGUUAUGUCAGAUGGCGCGCGCGUUGGAACGCCGUUGGCAUGGGUCGGGGUGAUCAACGAUAAUGACGUAAUCAAUAAUAAUAAUAAUAAUAAUAAUAAUAAUAAUAAUAAUAAUUCAAACAGUAACAACAACAACAACAUAGACGCCAUGAUGAAACGUUGGCUCUUGAACUAUUUUUUGCUUAAUUACCGAAUAACUUACCAAUUACAAUAUAAAAAUACUAACGAUAAUAAAAACAACAACAAUAAUAAUAACAACAACAACAAUAAUAAUAAUAAUAAUAGUGACUUUGAUUUUCCAUUUUGUGCAAAUAACACAACGGGGAAAAUAUUUCUGUGCCGUACUCUCGCUGGGAUGGAAGGACAGUUGUUUACAUUUAAUGUUACUAUUUAUAUGACGUCAUCGUCAACCUCUUCUUCAUCAACGUCAUCUUCUUCCUCUUCCUCCUCCUCCUCAUCAUCUCCCUUCAUUGCUUCAGCGAAGAUUGUUGUUCAAAUAUCGAAAUCUAAAGAACUGAAAAGGAAAAAGAUUACAAAUAAUUUCACGAAUAACGUCAUUAUCGUUGAUAGGGAUGUUUCCGUUGGAACGAAUUUAUUCAAGAUUGAGUUCGAUGAUGAUACUGAUUAUAGUAGUACUGAUGAUGAUGAUGAUAUGCAGUAUAGAUUGUUAGAAGAUCCUUAUUCUCAGGACUGGAAAUACUUCAACAUCAACAACCGUACAGGAUGGAUAACGAAUAAGUUCACUUUUAACCAACCAAAAUCUCUUGAGAAAUACGACUACUCUAUGGCCAUUUCUGUUAGGUCAUCGUCGGAUAACUUACUCACGUAUGACGACAUGGCGGUCGUUCAAUUCAAAAUGGCCGACGCACCGGAAAUGGAUGUUGAUUGUGUGACGUCAGUAAACAUUGGAACAAAUGUCUAUGAUGGGUUUAUAGUGGGGAGAGUAUCGUUUGAAGAUUGUACUGUAAAUACAAACACAGUUGGUGGUACUGGAAGUAUUAACGAUAUUGGUACUAGCAGCUACAACAGUACGUAUGAGUAUUAUUUGGUGGGAGCAAAUACUAUGAACAGUUUUCAAGUUGAAAGUCAAAAUGGAUGGUUGUAUGUGAACAGAAGACUUUUUACAUACUGCCUGUUGCAAACGUACAACGUAACCGUACAACGCAUACGCAAAGAUGAACCAGCGUACACCAACAUGCGUAUUUCAAUAAACAUCUCACCGUCAUUCAAAUUCAUCAGCGAACUUUAUAGUAAGAAUUUCAUCAAUGAUUCUAUCACGUGCAAUCUUCCCAUUGGUUCGAUUGUACAUAAGGUCAGGGUCAGUGGUCUUGGGAAGUUCAAUAUGCCCUAUGAAGAUUAUUCCUGUCUGAGCUUCAAGUACCAAAUACUUUCCCAAAGUCUAACGUCAUCAUCCUCAUCAUCAGUGACGUCAUCAACUCUACAGCCAAUCAGCAUCUUCGCAAUUGAUCAGACGAGCGGAUAUGUAAAGACGACGAUGAAGAUGAAUAAAUUUGCUGGCCGCCAUUUUGUUCUCGUGGUUGUUGCUACUAACUUGCUUACAAGCAACAACAACAAUAACACUAAUAACAUCAACAGCAACAAUAAUAAUAAUAAUAAUAAUAACGUUACUAUCACAAUCAUCAUCUACGUAGAACAAGAUAUUGACUGUAAUCAAACAAAUCUAUCUUUAGAGGGUGGGGAUUUCCGGCAAAUUACAAUAAAUAGAAACGCAGAGGAGGGUAGCUUAGUGACGUCAUUUAUUUUGCAGAAUUGGUCAUCCUCCUCCUUCCCUUGGACAUCGCCAUUACGUUGCCUCAUAGUUUCAGGAAACGAUCAAGGAUAUUUUACUAUAAACAUCACAACAAAUCUAUUAUACACGCGAUUCUGCCUGCCGAAUGACCUCACCAGUUCGUCCUUCACCUUGAAUGUUACCUGUUUAUUUUUAGGUCACCAAGUUAGGCAGACGUUAAAAAUGUUUUUGACCGAUGACGACAGCGGUUUCGGUGGGAAGGUAAAAUUUUCUCGUGCUUUAUUUAAAAGUAGAUUGGAUGCGGAAGGGAGGGAGUUGUUGAAGAUGUCAGUCGUUGCAGGAGAAACGGCAAUAAGUUCAUCAUUUUCGCUGACCUUCCAAUUGCUGGAUGAUUGGCUGAGGCCGUAUUUUAUUAUAAAUUCUCAAACUGGAGAAUUGUCAAUUAACAAAAAUAACUCCGCCUUCUUUCAAAGACUUGGACAUGGAAAAACUGUCAUCGUUCCCGUUUUGGUGACAUGUGCUUGGCAACAACCACAACCAAACACUUCCUCCUCAUUGUCACGUGACUAUGCGACAGCGGUAGUUGAAGUAACGACCAACACCGCAGACGCCGGUAGUCCAGUUUUCACGCUACCAAGCAGCGGCUACUUCAAUUUCGAGUUGUAUGAAAACUCUCCACUCCAAAAUUUUGGAACCGUUUGUUGUGCUCCUGCUGUUGGUGGUCAUGAUGAAGAUGAAGAGGAUGGUGAAGAUUUCGUGCUGUAUUAUUAUAUCGUUGAUGGCAACUCGGACAAGAAGUUUCACAUCUCCGCGAAUGACGGGACGCUAUCGAGUCUUCCACUGGACAGAGAAUCCCUCGAUAAGUACAACCUCACCAUCGCUGCAGUCAAGUACUCAACAUCAUCUUCAUCGUCGUCAUCGUCGUCAUCAGCAACAACCAAUGUAGUUAUAAAUGUCUUCGACCUGAAUGACAACAGCCCAACUUUUGACCAAUCAUUGUACAGAACGGCACUCGUUGAAAACGUUCCUAUCGGUUCAAACCUCAACUCACUUUCAAUUCAGGGUCAAGACAUCGACCAAGACGAAAACGCACAACUGACCUAUUUCAUUGAUGACGUCAUGACAUUUUUCACAGCCGAUCCAGUUAGCGGGGGUUUGACCGUGACAAGAAAUAUAGAUAGAGAAGCAUUAGCUCAACUUGCUGCCAACAACAACAACAACAUUAAUUUGAACAAAACAUCAACAACACUUGUUUACAACAACAACGAUGACGUCAUAAUAAGGUUGAUCUUGAAGGUGUCAGACAACUCCCUGUACAUGCCGCUGACGUCACAAGUAUUUGUGGACGUGCACAUCAAUGACGAGAACGACAACCCCCCGUCCAUACAACCUGCCUGCCUAAUUAGGUCAAACCUCGUCAGCGCAACCAACGUCAACAACAACAACAACAACAACGCUUACAUCUACCUGCCAGCAGCUUAUGUAAUCACAAACGUGACGUCAUAUGACCCAGAUUCCCGCAUCAACAACAGAUUGACGUAUCGUCUACUGGAUUCAUCUUCGUCAAUAUUUCAAAUGGAACAGGAUGGUCGCCUGACUUUAAAGCGGAAGUGGGAGUUGGGUGUUGAUGACGUGGGAGACUAUAACGGAAGUGACGUUGUUUUGAAGUUUAUCGUCAAUGAUUCCGGAAGUCCAUCUUUAAAUACAUCCGGGGUGAUCAUUGUCAAGAUGCCCGAAACAUACUCAUCAUCAUCACCAUCAUCGUCGUCGUCGUCAUCGUUAACGGAUGUCCAGUUCACUCAAUCUUUUUACUCAUUCACUAUCGACCCUACGUCGUCCAAAAUUGCAAAGGUCAAGCUGCGUAUUCUACAACGUCGACAACGCAGCUGUCUCGUAGUUGCCGCAACGACAACAGCCGCAACGACAACAGCCACAACAACAGCCGGCAUUCAACGACAAAUUUACACGCAGCUCCAGAGGGACUGGCUUGUUGCAGGCUAG
Molecule: messenger RNA, 5589 nt
Organism: Helobdella robusta
Lineage: Eukaryota; Metazoa; Annelida; Clitellata; Rhynchobdellida; Glossiphoniidae
Exons: 13
Coding region: 1-5589 (1862 amino acids)
Biological process (GO): homophilic cell-cell adhesion
Cellular component (GO): plasma membrane
Molecular function (GO): calcium ion binding
Source: RefSeq, a predicted model, not a curated record